AUGUUGAAGUGGCUUUUCAAUCGAAGUCUCGACAAUGAUGAUGAGUUUAUGAGAAGCCAGAGCGCACGAGUUGAGCGUCAAAAUUCGAGUGCUGCUGAAAAUUUUCUUUUUAUUGAUCUGGUAAUUGGAGAGGUUGAGAGCACUGUGGUUCAAUUCGAAAAUGAGCAGGAAAAAAUUCGUGAAAACAAGCGUAUUGCCGAGCGAAAACCUGACUACUCAUGGCUGAUAUCUAACAAUUCGUUGCGUCCAAAGAAGUUCCUUUCGAUUCAGGAAAGGAAUCGAAUUGAAAACGCGUGUGAACGUUUAAAACCUUCUGAAUGGCCAUCAAUGCUCGAAAAAUGGAAAGCAAAAGUUGAGAUAGCUAGCACGCGCGAGAAAAUAAUAGAGGAAUUCAUAAUCGCCACUCAUGAAACCAUACAGAUGCGUAAACACGAACCAACUAUUGGUGAAGUGCUUAAAAAGUUUGCGACAGGCCGUUCAAGUAGUAUGAGCGCAGUGCAAAGCGCAGAUAUGGGAAGAACUAAUUCAACACGCUCACUUGCUGAGCUUUCUUUCAUCGAACUUCAAGAAAUUGUUUGA
Messenger RNA from Caenorhabditis bovis, 579 nucleotides. NCBI's taxonomy places the organism in Eukaryota, Metazoa, Nematoda, Chromadorea, Rhabditida, Rhabditidae. The record is from the annotation of a GenBank genome assembly.